Molecule: messenger RNA, 1674 nt
Organism: Trypanosoma brucei brucei TREU927
Lineage: Eukaryota; Euglenozoa; Kinetoplastea; Trypanosomatida; Trypanosomatidae
Product: serine palmitoyltransferase, putative
Exons: 1
Coding region: 1-1674 (557 amino acids)
Biological process (GO): sphingosine biosynthetic process; ceramide biosynthetic process
Cellular component (GO): serine palmitoyltransferase complex
Molecular function (GO): pyridoxal phosphate binding; serine C-palmitoyltransferase activity
Source: RefSeq, a predicted model, not a curated record
AUGCCUACUUACGUGGAGGCGGAGAAUUUCUUAGACGCACCUCGGGGUGCCGUUGUUGCGAACAAGGCAGUAACUGAAGCCGAGUCUUGUGACGAGGCGUACAAUAAACAAGGUUCGGUUCGGGCGAGUUUUGCAGCAAAUGGUGCAACGGACACGAUAUGUCAAAAGGAAAGUGUGGGGACGCAUACUCAGCCGAAGCGGGUGACGCACCAGGAGGAGGAGCACAAAAGCAUUCCAUUUAUUUCUGUGGUAAUGACAUACUUCACGUUUUUACUUUUAUUCACUUUUGGAUGCAUUGCCGAGCUUCGCCGGAAGUUAUUUGGCGCAAAAAGGAAGCAGCGUGAGGGAUAUGCAUCUCUGCUUACUUUCCUCGAAUAUUUCUGGCAGAAUCAUUUCUACCGCCGUGCGCGUGACUGCUUCAACCAUGCGAUUGACUCACGUCCGUCUCGUGUGAUUGGUGUGAUGGAGCGGGUUUCGACGGACUCCAAUAGAACUUUUUCCUUCACUGGAAAUAUCAAACCAUGCGUUAACCUUUCGUCAUACAACUACCUUGGGUUUGCGGAUGAUAUACCCCAUAUUACUCGUGAGGUGCUUAACAGCUUAGAUCGCUAUGGUCUUGCUUCAUGCAGCGCCGCCCAACACGCUGGUCAGCAUGGUCCAGUUUCUAAACUUGAGCGUGCCAUAGCAGACUUUUUAAAGAAGGAGGACGCUGUUGUGUGUGGGAUGGGCUUCGGCACAAACUUUCGUGGUCUUCCUGCAUUGUUUGGUGAGGAUACACUUGUGGUCAGCGAUAGCUUGAACCACUCUUCGCUCGUUAACGGCAUACGGUUAUCUGGUGCCCGCGCCAAGGUAUUCAAGAAUGCUGACAUGAACAGCCUGGAGAAGGUGCUCCGUGAGGCGGUUGUGCUCGGGCAGAAUCCAAAGGGCGCAUACGUGCCAUGGACCCGCAUUGUCAUCGUCGUUGAGGGUGUCUAUAGUAUGGAGGGAGAGUUUGUUAAUCUUCCUCGUGUUGUUGAACUUAAGAAAAAGUACGGUGCCCUGCUCUUUGUCGAUGAGGCUCACUCUAUUGGUGCAACUGGUCGUACGGGGCGUGGCGUAACGGAGCACUUCGGUGUGGACCCGCGUGACGUGGAUAUUCUCAUGGGGACUUUCACCAAGAGCUUCGGGGCUAUUGGCGGUUAUCUUGCUGGGGACCAGAGCGUAAUUGACCACAUCCGAACUCACAGCUCUCUAGCGCUUCACUGCGAUACGCUUUCUCCUCCCUGUGCUCAGCAGGCUCUCUCUGUGCUUGACGUCCUAAACGGUAAUGAUGGCACCGACAUUGGACCCAAGCACAUACAGCAACUGAUGGAAAAUUCACGAUUUUUCCGCCAGGGCUUGAUCGAUCGUGGUUUCUCUGUCCUUGGUAAUGACGCCUCCCCCGUCGUUCCCGUAAUGCUUUACCAUCUUGGGAGAGCAAUUGCCGUGUGGAGGAAAUGCAUGCGCCGUGGUCUUGCUAUUGUGAUUGUUGGAUACCCCGCUACUCCACUACUGGGGUGCCGCAUUCGUUUCUGUGUUUCUGCUGCUCACACCCGCGCUGAUUUGCAGUUCGCGUUGGACGUUAUGGAUCAAAUAAAGAAGGAAACCAACAUACAGUUUUUGCCCAGCACCGUGCCCCCGCAGGGCGAGGAGUAA